UCGUCUCCUGGUUCCGGGGCGCAGGCGCAGUGCAGGGCCUCCGGUCAGCGGUAGGGCCAUGCGUUGCGGGCAAAUUGUAUUGUCGGUGUGGCUGUGCGUUCAGCUCGGCCUGUCCCACGGAAUCUACUUCCACAUCGGGGAAACUGAGAAAAAAUGCUUCAUCGAGGAGAUACCCGACGAGACAAUGGUGAUCGGUAAUUACCGGACUCAGCUGUGGGAUAAGCAGUCAGAAUCUUUUCUGCCCUCCACCCCAGGUUUGGGGAUGCAUGUGGAAGUGCGGGAUCCUGACUUCAAGGUUAUUCUGUCCCGACAGUAUGGCUCGGAGGGACGAUUUACCUUCACAUCGCAUACUCCCGGUGAACAUCAGAUCUGCCUGCACUCCAACUCCACAAAGAUGUCCUUGUUUGCAGGAGGCAAGCUGCGAGUUCACCUAGACAUCCAAGUGGGGGAACAUGCCAACAAUUACCCGGAAAUUGCUGCAAAGGAUAAGCUGACAGAACUGCAGCUGCGAGUCCGGCAGCUGUUGGACCAGGUUGAGCAAAUACAGAAAGAACAGAACUACCAGAGGUACAGGGAAGAGCGAUUCCGGCAGACGAGUGAAAGCACGAACCAACGAGUCCUGUGGUGGUCGAUUGCGCAGACAAUUAUCCUCAUCCUCACUGGCAUCUGGCAAAUGAAACACCUGAAGAGCUUCUUUGAGGCUAAGAAAUUGGUGUAGACACCUGUCAGGAAUAUGGCGACAGACUCAACCCUCAAUCCUCAGUGACUCGCUAUUUAAUGUAACUUUACAUAUGUUGUACUUGAAGCUCUUCUAGAAAUCAAUGGGGGUGAUCUUUGAUUAUGUAUCUUCUUAUUAUGGUAACUUGACUAAGGCUGUCAUGGAACAGUUCAUGCAAGGAUCCCAUGUAUUUGAAAAAAAGGUGUUACUUCAUAACUUAACUGGUCAUUGUUGAUCGAAGGUGGGAGUUGUUCCUUGCUUAUCAUGUGUUUCAGAUUUAUGAAAAGUCACAGCAAAUACUUCCAAAUAACUUGAUGAUUUCAAAGGGUCCUUCUUAUUUGCCAAGGUUUCAAAUAAUAUUGCCUGUGAGGAGGUUUCAAAGUGUUUAGCAUUCCUGGCAGAGAUUUGAGUUUUUGAUUGCAUCAUUCUGCAUUUGUCUGUGAGAGCCCAGUUAAUGUUCGUCUGUCCAGCUCAUAAAUUUUAUUUGCUGGGAGUCUGGCUAACUUCCCAUCAUUUCUUAUAAACUGACAAAGCUGCAGAAACAAAUGUCACACAGGUUUUUGUUUUAAAUGUAUUGAUGAAUCUAUAUUGAAGGGAAGAAACUUUUGCUGCCACUUUAUGAUAGGUAACCCUUGAACCCAUAUUUGUUUGUAGAAUUGUAGAACUCAGAACCACCUCUACCGAUGAUUCCUGGUCCCUCUUUCUGAGGAGAAUCGCAUGGUGAAGGCUUAGGCUCAGUGAUUAAUGAUUAGUGAUUAGCUCUGCCUGCUUUGGGAACUGUUAGUUUUGUGUGUUGAGUAAUGAGGGAUAUGGAAGGGAAUCCAUAGGUAUCUUCUCACACUUGAAGUGACCUUUCUUAUUUGAACAAAAGGGCCUGUUUAUUUUGUGCAAGGAUAUUAAAGCAAAGCCAAAGGGUCUUAUUUUAACUCCCAUGUACCUAUUAUAAGGUUUGGGGAUGUGGAAGGCUGGAGCUUUGUAUGGCAUUGACAGGAAAUGAAUGAUUCACCACUGAGACCUCCAUAGUGGCAGUCCUAUGAGAUUUUAAUCCUUGGGGCUCAGCUGCACAGACCAUGACUGUCUCAUCUGAAUUGGGAAUGUUAAAUGGGAUUAGACAGGCGGUCGCCACUUGGGACCCAAACUGAUGGUGCCUUACAAUGAGAUUGCAAGUUGGCUAGAUGGGGAUGGUUUGGUGUGGUAUAAUUAGGUAGAGAAAUAAGGCUGUUGUGGAGCAGUGGUGGUAUUCCUACCUCUGAGCCAAGAGGCCCACGUUCAAGUCCCAGCUUCUCAGAGGUGUGUAAAAACAUCUCUCUGAAUGAGUUGAUUAGGUAGAACAUAUCUAGGCUAGUGAUAGCGGGUGUCAGAGAGAAGGUAACAAUGAUACCUCCAAUGACUUCUUCCGGCCACAACUUCUCAUCUGACCUUGCCACGUUUCCUUCACCCAGUCUGUGGGUUAAAAUGCCAAUGAUACCCCAUGACAUCACCACUCUGCUAGUUUACAGGAAGUGAUGCUGUUGCUGUCUGCUGGGUGUUCAAACCAUGGGGAAAGCAGUUGGGUCACUCAGGCUGGUGGCUUGGCAAGUUUGUACUGCUUGUUAGCUCAGAUUCCACCAGGCAUACAAGAAUUAAAAUUAUCACUGAACCUUGUUCUUAAUUGCCUUAAGCAUAUUUAAUCAGAGCUCAGCUGUGAACAGCAUUGGUCAAGAAUUUCUCUGAAUUCUGUCGGUUGCCAGCAGCCCCUCUUCAGCACUUGCUGUGUACCAUUUCCUGCGUUGUCGCAGAUUGUGUAAGAUGGAGCUGUCAUAUUGAUGUUAUGUGAUACGUUGUGUUAAGAACCUGUGAUGUUUAGUGGAAUGAUGUCUGCUCAGACAGAGGACAUUGUGGCACUGAAAUAUAUUCAGGUGCCUGUGUCCUGAGAAUUUGCUGCUGGUUUUACUCAGCUGUGGUUAGUCCCAUCUCUUCUGUUCCCCUACACUGGGGCCCUUUUGACACAACCUGUUGCAUCAUUGGAAUAGGGAGUUAACAACACUUAAAAUAAAUGUCUUCAGUAAUAUUGUUUUGAAACAUAUGCCUGUGUACUUUAUUGAUUCAGAAAUACAUUUUUACGGUUUGUCUAUGCAUUUGGAGAAUCUUGCCUCAAAAUAAUAUUCUCAGUAUUAACUGAAAUUGAAUGCACUCAUGCAUUUUUGAUCUUUUCAAUGAAGAUGUUAAACUGUUUCAGGCAUUUGUUAACACCACCAAUAACAAUGAUUUCAAGGUUCAUAAGAAACCUCAAGACAGACAGAAGAUAGCAUUUUUUUUCUCCCAGGUAAGACUGAGGAAAUAUUUUAACACUACAGUUUGAUUUAGAAGUGGUGAAUUGUGUUCUUCUACCUCGGGAGAGUCCUCCAUUGCAACAGCUAAAGGUUCUAUCUCGAGGAAACAGCAGGACAGCACAUUUGAACAGAGCAAGGUUCGAAGCAUGAAUAUGUGACAGAGUUUCCUGUAUCAUGUGAUUUCUCACGGUGUUGGAGUUCAAACAAUAUCAACUCUGGGCCUCUAGAUUGGCCUCAACGCUUUCUGACUGCUGAUGGGUGGUUAUUACAGUUGGCACUGUCCUCAGGAUGUGAACCACCUGACUUUUCAUCUCUCCAAUGACCAAGUUAUGAAUUUCCAAAGUUCAGUGUUAAAACUGAACUGCUGAUAAUGUUUCAAAGACAUUUGUCAUGUUAUGAACCAGUAAUAAAAUGUUAUUUGAUGAA
Molecule: messenger RNA, 3456 nt
Organism: Stegostoma tigrinum
Lineage: Eukaryota; Metazoa; Chordata; Chondrichthyes; Orectolobiformes; Stegostomatidae
Product: transmembrane emp24 domain-containing protein 4
Exons: 5
Coding region: 59-718 (219 amino acids)
Biological process (GO): endoplasmic reticulum to Golgi vesicle-mediated transport; Golgi organization; intracellular protein transport
Cellular component (GO): endoplasmic reticulum; Golgi apparatus; endoplasmic reticulum-Golgi intermediate compartment
Source: RefSeq, a predicted model, not a curated record